CAAUCAGAUACUGUUUUUCGUGACUCGUCCUGCUUGCUCGGGUGGGUGGGAACCAUAUGGUAACCUAAAGUGGUCAUCUGAAGAUGUCUGACAAUGGUGAAUCUCCAACAGAAACGCCGAAAGAGGAGCCACAGCAACCGACAGAAGACUCUACGUCUAACGAAGAGAAGAAAAAAAGUAAUCGACGUGCUGUUGAAGGCAGUGGGAGACACUCCCAUAAUGAAAACAAAGAAGUGGGCAGUUGACAGGGGGAGAACGGUGCAGUCCCUCGCUCAGUUCAUUUCUCGCUUCCUCAAACUUGAUGGUAGUGAGCAACUUUUCAUCUAUGUUAAUCAGUCCUUUGCACCAUCACCAGAUCAAGAAGUAGGGGUCCUCUUUGAUUGUUUUGGCAGUGAUGGCAAGCUGGUUCUACAUUACUGCAAAUCUCAAGCCUGGGGUUGACUGCUGUCUAUCGGGUUCAUAUUGAUAUCUCUCUCAAAUUCAUCCCUCAAACAACAUGCAUAUUUUUCCUCCUUUGUUAUUUUCUCUUAACAUUUUUCUGUAAAUACAAUGUAAAUAAAUUAUUGUGACCAUA
Melanotaenia boesemani (Boeseman's rainbowfish) is the source of this 574-nucleotide messenger RNA. It is a transcript of the gene atg12, whose product is annotated as ATG12 autophagy related 12 homolog (S. cerevisiae). Gene Ontology annotation, cellular component: Atg12-Atg5-Atg16 complex; phagophore assembly site membrane; cytoplasm. Gene Ontology annotation, biological process: nucleophagy; C-terminal protein lipidation; autophagosome assembly. The coding region runs from base 94 to 441 and encodes 115 amino acids. The transcript has 4 exons. The record is from RefSeq and is a predicted model, not a curated record. NCBI's taxonomy places the organism in Eukaryota, Metazoa, Chordata, Actinopteri, Atheriniformes, Melanotaeniidae.